Messenger RNA from Rhododendron vialii, 1511 nucleotides. Its product is annotated as S-adenosylmethionine carrier 1, chloroplastic/mitochondrial. Lineage: Eukaryota; Viridiplantae; Streptophyta; Magnoliopsida; Ericales; Ericaceae. The coding region runs from base 111 to 1205 and encodes 364 amino acids. The record is from RefSeq and is a predicted model, not a curated record. The transcript is spliced from 9 exons. Gene Ontology annotation, biological process: transmembrane transport.
CCGAAACUAUUAAAAAACUCCUAAAUGCGCGCCCUCUUCAAAACCCCACAAUAUAAACCCUAACCAAAAUUACAGGAGAGAGAGAGAGAGAGAGCUGAAGCUCACCAUCCAUGGCGGUUCCCAGCUCAGAGUCCACGGGAACGAAAGCUUCAGCACCUCAUUUGGUCAAGGCAAAUCACAACCAGUUCUUCGUAUGGAGAGAAUUCCUUUGGGGAGGUAUUGCCGGUGCUUUUGGGGAAGGGAUGAUGCACCCGAUUGAUACAGUAAAGACCCGACUGCAAAGUCAAGCUAUCCUUAGCGGAUAUCAGAAUCAGAAAAGCAUACUACAGAUGGUUCGCACAGUCUGGGCCACUGAUGGGCUAAGAGGUUUUUAUAGAGGAAUAGCUCCUGGAGUUACUGGAUCUCUUGCAACUGGAGCAACAUAUUUUGGUGUCAUAGAGUCCACGAAGAAGUGGACAGAAGAAAAACACCCUGGCCUUGGGGGCCACUGGGCUCAUUUCAUAGCCGGAGCCAUUGGAGAUACUCUUGGCUCUGUUGUGUAUGUUCCAUGUGAAGUGAUGAAGCAACGCAUGCAGAUUCAAGGCACUAGAAAAUAUUGGAGUUCAGUUGUCAUGAAACAGAAUGCUGGUAUGAAACCAGGCAUGGAAAUGUACGGCUAUUACUCGGGAAUGUUUCAGGCCGGCUCUUCAAUUUGGAAGGAACAGGGGCUAAAAGGAUUAUAUGCGGGAUACUGGUCUACACUUGCAAGGGAUGUGCCAUUCGCAGGUCUAAUGGUCACCUUUUAUGAGGCCCUAAAAGAUUUGACUGAGUAUGGGAAGAAAAAGUGGAUGCCCGGUUCGAGUAACCAGGUUAAUAGUUCUCUUGAGGGACUCUUGUUGGGAGGACUAGCUGGUGGUUUUAGUGCAUACCUCACCACUCCCUUGGAUGUGGUCAAGACAAGACUACAAAUACAGGGUCCGACUUUAAGGUAUAGUGGCUGGCUGGAUGCAGUUCAUGGUAUCUGGAAGACUGAAGGCAUAGCAGGAAUGUUCAGGGGUAGCAUUCCCAGAAUUAUGUGGUAUAUACCUGCAUCUGCUCUUACCUUUAUGGCUGUUGAAUUCCUCAGAGACCAUUUUAACGAAGAAUUGAGCAACGGUGAAGUGCAAGAACUCGCAAGCUUAUCAAUCGACAAAAAGAGAUCUUCCUUACAAGAGGUGUCUUCGUAGAAACUCCUACUGAAUUACAACUUUUAACCAGCCGGAUUACUUCACUGAUACGAUUUUGUACCAUAAUAGAAUAUCACAGUAGUGAAAAGCCAGGGGAGGCUAUAGCUCUUACCUUAUCCAUUCGUUUUACUGAUUCAUGGGCACAAUCAUAGGCAUUCUUUUGAUGAAAGCCUCGAGAAAAUGGUUAAACGACGUGUGGAAUUUGUUGGGAUUUGAAAUUUGUUCUGUAUACAAGUAUUUUUUUUUUGACAUGUUCUGUAUACAAGUAUAUGGUGAUGAAAUUCUGCAAUCUUGGUUUUUGUUUCU